Molecule: messenger RNA, 888 nt
Organism: Rodentolepis nana
Lineage: Eukaryota; Metazoa; Platyhelminthes; Cestoda; Cyclophyllidea; Hymenolepididae
Source: the annotation of a GenBank genome assembly
AUGUUGGGAACUAUAUGUGGAUAUACUGUGGUGGUUCAGCUGUUUCUCCUUCGUGCAAAGUCGCGUGAAGCAAGGGCUCAAGCCCAAUUGGCUGAAUUGGCCUUCAUACGUUCUCGUCUAGCUGCUGCUGAUGCAAUGGCAACAGCCAGAGUUCGUAAUCAUGAUCAUCUUAGACGUGUACUUGAUGAUCAAGAACGAAAGUUGACGAUGAUAUUGGAGGAAGAGGAGAAGCGAAAAGAGGUGACUCGAAAGCGACGUCGUGACCGAACCCUUAAUAGGCUUCCUGUGAUUGCAGUUAUCGGCUAUACAAACGCUGGCAAAACUAGUCUGAUCCGAACAUUGACGGGAAGCUCCAAAAUGAUCGCCUCUCCACAGGUUUUUGCCACACUUGACGUGACCCACCAUGCAGCUCGUCUCCCCACUGGGCUUGAAAACAACGAUUCCAAUCUUUCUGCAGUGGGGGGCUCCUGGUCUCCGGAUGCUCAUGUUGGAUACCAUCGAAGGAUUGGCCGAAGUUUGCCGCCUACAUUGUUGCAUGACUCUGGUGUUAAAACACGACGUCUCAGUGACAGGAUGGACACUGGAAGUAGCCACACGCCAUUUCUUAUACGAGUUGGAAACAAAUGUGGCCUUGGAAUUCAUGAACAUUCUUCAUUGCAUCUGGAUGAGAGAGUCUCUUGUAUUAGUAAUCCAGGCGUUGGAGAGUUAUGCAGUGUCAUGGAAUCUUGCCUUAUUACCGGUUUCGGUUGGUCAAAACGCAAGUUUCGCAUGCCCCAAGGAAAUGACGCCCUUAGGUGGCUCUACACAAAUGCUAUGGUUGUACGAGAAGGCUGUGCGGAUGAUCCAGAAAAGCUUGUCUGUGAAGUACUUUUCAACGAGGCAAUAUAG